AUGGUUUUGUUUUCUUCUUGUUUUAUUGUGCGGCUUUGGGAUGCCAUUGGCAAGACCAAAGAGGCAGACACGCCCUGCCCCAUAUAUGUUGUUGCUGGCCUUGGCACGGGCUUGGCUCGCCCGCCUGCGCGUUUGUGCCGGCUGGCUGCUCCCCGUGUGCAAGCAGUUUAUGGGAUGGCAGCUGCUGUUUGUAUUGUUUCUCCUCAAGCACGUUCCUUUGCUGCGUCUGGAUGUGAUGCAGCGCCUCGCGAUCAAGUGAGCUCAGCUCGGGCAAUGGAAGAUGCGGCAGAUUACAAGUUUGCAUGCAUGCCAAUGGAUGCCAGUUGCUUACUGAAGGAUAAGACGGAUAAGAUUCCUGAUGAGCAGCUUCUGAGUCUCUUUUCGGAUCGUGCUCCGGCAUUUGCCGCAGCAAAGCUGUCACUUGGCAAAUAUCAAACAUUGCUAAAGAGCCCCCUGUUUGAAGCUUGGAGGCGCAAGGAUAGCUGGCGUUUGGCACGAGCCAGAGAAGCUUUUGCCUUUGCUUUUUGCUGCUUUGCGUUCCUUGGAGGUAGUGUUUCUGGAAUCUUCUUUGGAGGAUACCAUCGAAGCCAGAACGCUCAAGGUUGUGCGGCCAAGUACAUGCGCAGAAGCUGUCAAAGGGACAUCAUGGCGGCGCUGAACAAGGGCAUUGCUGCGGAAGUGGCGCAGAAGGUGGUGGAGACAUAUGCAUAUGAAGCAGUCUUUUGCAUUGGAGAAGGCCACCAGCGCUUGUCCGACGCAGACAGCGAAGCAAUGGUGAAGAAAUUUGGGGGGAAUUACCCAGGUCUGUCAGAAGAGGCCAUGAUGCAGGUGCAUGCGCACGGAGGAGCGCGCAAGCGCGACAUGGCCGAACUAGUUGCUGCUGAGGAAGCGGACCAAGAGAUCGUAAGCGAGGACAAAGAUUUGGCACCAUUGAAGCGCCGCUGCGCUGAUGUUGCGCCGAAGCACGCGCGUUGCCAUAUGGCGGAAGCUGCAGUGUUGCUGAUCACCUAUGUUCCACUUCUGACAGGCUGUGCUGGAGAGCGCCACGGGUGGGCCGACGAUUUGAGCCGAAGGAGGAUUGCAGAUGUGGUAUUCUUGGUGCCUUUUUCAACAGGCAGCCACCUUUGCAGCCGGGGCUAUGAUGUGGAGGCUGGGUUUGUCUUCACUUGGGGCAUGGCGGACAGUGGCGUCCUGGGUUUGGGCAACUUCAUCACCUGUGGGCCCUGCAACCUACCUUCACAGGUGGAGUUCGAGACUGACGCGAAGAAAGCGGGACCGCAGCAUCCAAUCAUGGUGCGCUGUGGUCCCAACUCCACGGGCGUUCUUUGCUCCAGCAAGGCCGAUGAGGAACAUUCGCUGUUCACCUUUGGCAAUGGCUGGUACGGCAGGCUUGGGCAUGGCGACACCAACUCGCAAUUUCACCCCACGCGCAUCAGCAAACUGCCCAAAGGCUUGCGCGAUUUCUCGCUGGGCACGGACCAUUCUGCUGCUAUCACCAUGGAUCAAGAUCUCUUUGUCUGGGGCAAGGCAUCCUUGUUGGGAGAAGUCCAACAUGUGCUUCAGCCCAAGAAGUUCUCCAUCGAAAGCGCCAGCUUCAGGUCCGUGGUCUGUGGAGAAUCGGAAACCUUCGUGGUGGAUACCCAGGGUCGGCUCUUCGCCUGGGGGAGCAACCACCACGGUCAGUUGGGCCUAGGUCCACAGGUGGGAUCCUUUCUCCAAACGCCCAGCCAUGUGAAGCCCAUCCACGACCCGGUGGCACACUUGAUCUCUGGAGGAAGUUUCACGGUGGCGCACUUGGAGAAUGGCGACGUCUUGGCCUGGGGAAGUCAGAGCUGUGGUCGCUUGGGGCUGGUGGAAGUCAAGGAGGAGCGCAUCUGUUGGGAGCCUUCCCUGGUUGUGGCCACCUGGUCGACGGCUGCAGCGGUCUCGGGCAAGAAGCAUGGGCAGCGCCGCUCGAUUGCGGGCUCGGUGCGCCUCACCCGCAGUGAUGCGACCUACGCGUCGGCAGUGACGGAAGCCACCCAUGAAGAGAAGGAGGACAAGGGAAGCAAAGAGAAGACCAUGAACGUGGUGAGUUUUGUGAUGCUCCAAACGGUGCUGAAGCAAGAGAGCACGGACCAUGGCAGCGCGGAACUGAAGUUGUACGCGGACCAUCUGGAACAGACCGCGCAAGAGAUCGUGAAGGACAUCCAGAAGCUUCAAAAAGAAGAGGAGUCCUUGCGAAAGCUGGAGGCCCAACUCAGCGAUUCCCUGAAGAUGAAUUUGCGUUGGUUCAGAGGUCUCAUCGUCCCUGACGCCUCCAGUACUUUGGUGGACGCAAGGAUGCCGCAUCAUCUGUCGAGCUACGCGAAGAUGUGUUGGAUUCUGCAGCACCAAGCGGCGUACCUCACCCAACUCUCGCAGUACAUCCACGGCGACGAGGCCGAGAUCUUCCUGGAUGCCAUCGAUGCACUCUUCGGAGACGUCAAGGAUGAGCGGCAGGUGCACCUCUUCAACUCGCUGCAGACCAGCAUGAUCGCCAAAGAGGCGGAGAAUGCAGGUGGCUCUCCUGAAAAGUUCAUGGAUAAGAACGACUCCGUGAGCUUCAUGGUCUUCUCCCAGCGCGCGCUACGACAGGCCUUUGCCAAGGAGAUCUUGUUCCCCUUCCUGAGCUCCAAGGACUCGAUCCUGGAGUUGGUGGGAUCCAUCAGCAGCGCAGCUCAAGGCGCCGCCUUCUGCUUGAGCUAUGCGGACUUCAAGGAGAAGUUGGGAUCUGAUGGCAAGGGCAAAGAUGAAGUGGAACUGAACAACAUCUACUCCCUGAGCCUCAAUGCCUUUCGAGAUUUUCUCACAGGAGGUUUUCUGAAGAUCAUCCGCAAGAUCCAAUUGCCUCGAUCCCUGCGCCUGGCCAUGCGGCAGGUGUCCCUGGCCUCCCAGAGAUGGAAAGACUCGGACAAGUUGGCGGACAUCGACGACAAGGAACAGCGGCCCUACCAACCCGCCUUACGAUUAUUCUGUUAUGGUAUCAUCGAGCCUAUCAUGCGCGAGGGCGCCCGCUAUGCUGUACCUGCCAACUUUUUGAAGAAAAGUCAGCAGGACUACAAGCCCGACGAUCCGCAGAUUGCCUCCAAUUUCGAGUGCAUCGCAGACUUCUUAGAUCAGAUGCUGUCGAACACGAUUGAUCCCAAGGAGAAGGCCUUGAUGUCGGCGGCGCGCUUGGUGAAGGAAGAGCUGUUGACCUUUGUCAAACAGCAAAGCGAAGUGCAGGAUACCACUGGCUCAGACAUCCUUGCAGCAGUGCUCAACAGCCACUAUUCACGGGCCAAGAGUUUUGUGACGAUGUCCCAGGCGCAGAUCAUGAAGUUGUCCAAUUUGUUGAAGGAGUGGAGCAGCAAGCUGCGCAUCAAGGAGUUUGACCCCCUGGGUGCGUGCGUCCAAAGCGUGCCGGAGUGGGACAAGGAAAGCAUCAUGAUCAGUGAGAGAUAUGAGGUGCGUUUGAAUUUUGAGAUCGAGACGCGCUUCCUGAUGACUGCAGAGGAGAUUUUGCUCUGCAAGCAAUCCAUGUGCCCUCUACCCUCCUGGGCCUGCAGUGCCCAGACCUCUCCGAACCUUGUGUACAUAGAAGAAGAAGCGGCUGGCAACGACCAAGGCGCAUUCUUCGAGUCCUUGUUUCAACGCUUAGCGCCCCUUGAGAGCAAGAACUUCGCAACUUUGCGCAUCGAGCUGCAAGAUCGCCGCAGCCAGCUGGCCUCCGCAGCGACAGAGGAGGGCUACCUGGAGAUGAUCAACGACCUGGACACCGCGUGUCAGCUGAUCACCGAGUGGAUGGACGUCGGGGCUGAGCCUCGACAAUUGCUGGACCUCUUGACGGAGCGCGUUCGAGGUCGCCAACGUCAGUUUCGCUACUUGGAAGUGACUGAGAGGUACUUGAAGUCUAUCUUGGAGAAGCAGCUGGAGUACAAGCAGGACUUGAAGCAGCACAUCACAGAGCUCAAAGAUGCCGUAGGUUUUUCGCUCAGCAUGAAGCUUCCGCAGACGUUGUCCAAAGCUUGUAACGAAGUCGGAGUGACUCCAUCAUUCCAAAUCAUUCAGAAGAAAAUGGAGUUUGUGCCAACGCUCAUGGCUACAAAGGAUAUGGCGGAGAUUGGCUGCUCCUACAUUCCCAUGGCCACCUAUCCUGUGGCAAAACUCAAGAAGAUGAAGGUGCUGGUGGAGGUGUGUCCUCCUCACAGCGCGAUGCAGAAGAUGAUGGAGAUGACCUUCAAAAAGCUGGACGCACAAGCCGUGGAGAUCACCGUUUGCAUCGCGCAAGGCGGCAACAAGAACGUGAUCAAGACAAUGACCUUGGAUCAUGCCAAGCUGAAUCAGCUCCGAGCCGCUCAGAGUGAUGAGAUUGCGGAGUUUGGGCAACCAGGGGAGCCACCCUUCAUGACAUGCAACGCCUCCAACUUCGUGAGCCUCUUGACAAAGAUCGAGAAGGGCAAAGCCUAGCGAAGGUCUCCGCAAUUCGUGGAUUUCACCCUCUUACUCCCAUCUAGAACCUAGAAUGAUCUGCAGGUGAAUAUACAUGCAG
Messenger RNA from Cladocopium goreaui, 4552 nucleotides. The record is from the annotation of a GenBank genome assembly. Lineage: Eukaryota; Dinophyceae; Suessiales; Symbiodiniaceae.